UAAAUGUCACAUGUGGCAUUAGUGGCAUUGGUACCCCAUUGGAAGAGUUAAUUUUGUCGAAUGUGACCCUUUUUUGGAUUAUUGUUACACCACUUUCUUACUUCUCCUCCCUCUCCUUCUUCUUCUUCUUCUUACACUUUCAUACUAGAAAAUAAUAUUUACACCCAAACCCACCCACUACUGGUAGAUUCAUUUCAACCCAUUACUCCAUUUUCCUGGAUCUCACUAUAAUAUACUCACUCGUUCACUCCAUAUAGAGAGUGAAAGAGAGAGAGAGAGAGAGAUGUCGAGGCGAUCUGGGACCUGCUUGAGGUGUUGUCUAGUGGUUUUUGCUGUGGUUUCGGCUCUUGCCGUGUGUGGUCCGGCUCUGUAUUGGAGGUUCAAGAAGGGUAUAAGCGUUGAGGAUCAAAAAGCCUCUUGUGCUCCUUGCGUCUGUGACUGCCCUCCUCCAUUGUCGCUUCUCAAGAUUGCUCCUGGUUUAGCUAAUCUCUCAAUCUCAGAUUGCGGAAGUAAUGACCCGGAACUAAAGCAGGAAAUGGAGAAGCAAUUUGUGGACCUUCUGACUGAGGAGUUGAAACUGCAAGAGGCUGUUGCCGAGGAACACAACCGGCACAUGAACGUCACAUUUGCUGAAGCAAAAAGGAUAGCUUCUCAAUACCAAAAGGAAGCAGAAAAAUGCAAUACUGCAACUGAAACUUGCGAGGGGGCCAGAGAGCGUUCCGAAGCAUUGCUCACCAAGGAGAGAAAGGUAACUUCAACAUGGGAACGGCGUGCUCGCCAAAUGGGUUGGGAAGGAGAAUAAGUUUCCUUCAAAUUUCACUACAAAUUUUUCAGUUCAAUAUUUUAUACAUGCACUUGCAGCCAAGCCAAUUGCUUGGAUUCUUCUUACCUUGCUAAGCUAAGCUUCAAUUUCCUUCUCUCUCUCUCUCUCUCUCUCUUGUCCCACAAAUUUAGUUGAAUUGUUCACAAAUAGCAUGUAUGGUCGGAUUUUUACUCUGUAAAAGGAAUGUUAUGGAUCUAUAUUUACUAUAAAGAUAUGAUUGUGAUUA
This is a messenger RNA of Cannabis sativa, 1049 nucleotides long. RefSeq lists its product as uncharacterized. The coding region runs from base 284 to 802 and encodes 172 amino acids. The record is from RefSeq and is a predicted model, not a curated record. The transcript has 3 exons. Lineage: Eukaryota; Viridiplantae; Streptophyta; Magnoliopsida; Rosales; Cannabaceae.